CCCCAACUCCUCGCGGUGUGAGGACCAAAGUCGCAGCCCCCCGACCACGACCCCGCAACCACUAAGAGCUUCCGUGGACUGUGUAGCCCCUCGUCGCAUCGCCGCGUGACGCGUCGCCCCCUCGUCGCCCACGCUGCCCCUCCCAUCAUUUACUCCGCUGCGCCCCGCCCUGCCGCAAGGUGCCGACGCGUGGCUAUGGCACUUUAAAGAAAGAGCCGGUAAUGGUGUUGUGGUGUUCACUUUCGGGUCGCCCCAACUCGCUUUUAAAAGUCGGCCCUCUGUUGGAAAAACCGCUCUCACUCUUGGUCUUGUUUUGCAGUUUACAUCAUCCUGGGUGGCCAGGAUGACCACAUUGGCCUCCUCACCGCCAUGGAGGAGCUGCAUUUAUUCGACAACGGCGAGUACUGGGUGCUCGGCGUGGACGCGGAGGAGUACUCGGCCGAGCACGCCGCCGGCUACCUGCGCGGGCUGCUGCGCGACGCCCCCGACCCCGCGGCCGAGCGCGCCUUCCGCCACUACCUGGGAGUGCGGCCGUCGGCGCCGCCCCCGCAGUACAAGCAGUUCCAGGCGCGCGUGUCGGCGCUGGGGGCGGCGCCGCCCCCGCCGGGACAGGGCCGCGCCGCGGGGGCGGCGGCGGCCAGCAAGCUCAACAAGCUGCGAACGGUGCGGCCCGAGGCGGCCUACCUCUACGACGCCGUGGUGCUGUACGCGCGCGCCGCCCUGGCCGAGCUGGACGCCGGCGGCGACCCUCGCAACGGCACGGCCAUCGUGGGCCGCCUGCGCAGCGCGCGCUACCGCAGCGCCAUGGGCUACCUCGUGCGCAUGGACGGCAACGCCGACGCCGAGGGCAACUACACCCUCCUGGCGCGCCGGCCCAGCCCCGGCGACAGCCCCGGCGACGCGACCGAGUUCGGCCUCUACCCGGUGGGGGGCUUCCAGUACCUCGGCGAGGAGAGCUUCCCGACGGUGCGCCUCUCGGAGCAGCUCUGGUGGCCGUCGGGACAACCCCCCGUCGCCGAGCCGGCUUGCGGCUUCAGGGGCGAGCGCUGUAUCCGACAUACGGCGGAGAUCGCGGGCGGGGUGGCGGGCAGCGCGCUGCUGCUGCUGCUCAUCGCCGGGCUGGUGGUGUACCGCAACUGGCGCUACGAGCAGGAGCUGGACUCGCUGCUCUGGAAGGUGGACUUCCGGGAGAUCAAGAUGGCCGACCAGCAGCAGCAGCAGCAGCAGUCCAGCAGCAGCAACGGCACGGCCGCCAACGGCGCUGCCAACGGCACGGCGCACCUCCAGCACAACGGCCAGGCCGAGCGGCCCAAGGACGCGACCGACGGCCACCAGCCGCCGCACCGCACGUCCCAGGUGUCCCUGAGCUCCAACCCGGACGCCGACUUCCGCUACUCGUGCAUCUACACGACCGUGGGCGUGUACCGCGGCAGGGUGCUGGCCGUCAAGAAGCUGGGCAAGACGUCUAUCGACAUCACCCGCGCCAUCAAGAAGGAGCUGAAGCUGAUGAGGGACCUCCGCCACGAUAACCUGAACGCUUUCAUCGGCGCCUGCGUCGACCCGCCGAACGUGUGCAUCGUGACCGAGUACUGCACCCGGGGUAGCCUCAAGGACAUCUUGGAGAAUGAGGACGUUAAAUUGGACAAUAUGUUCAUCGCCUCCCUAGUCGGGGACAUACUACGGGGUAUGAUCUUUCUGCACGACUCGCCGCUGCGCUUCCACGGCAACCUCAAGUCGUCCAACUGCCUGGUGGACUCGCGCUGGGUUGUCAAGGUGGCGGACUUCGGUCUGCACGAGCUGAAGCGCGGCGCGGACGAGGCGGGCGGCGCCACGCUGCUGCAGCAGCUGCAGCUGCACCACCUGCACAGGGCCAACAACAACCUGGAGCAGGACGCGGUGGCCUGCAAGUGUGACGGCCUCCUCUACCAGGCCCCCGAGCUGCUGCGCGCCGCCCUGGCCGCCAUGUGGGCCCCGCCGGGCUCGCCCACCUUCACCUCGCCCAAGAUGGGCCUGCUGAGCGUGUCCAAGGCCGUGGCCAGGGACGCUGCCGCCGGCGUCGACCCCCGCGGCUCGCAGAAGGGCGACGUGUACGCGUUCGGCGUGGUGCUGUACGAGAUCCAGGGCCGGCACGGGCCGUACGGGGACUGCGCCCUGGCCGUGGACGAGGUGCUGCGGCGCGUGCUGCACCCGGAGCCCGGCCAGCCGCCCUACCGCCCGCCGCUGGACAGCCUGGAGAACAGCUUCGACUUCGUGCGCGAGUGCCUGCAGGAGUGCUGGGCCGAGGACCCGGAGCAGCGGCCGGACCUCAAGGCGGUGCGCGCCCGCCUGCGGCCCCUCAGGAAGGGCAUGAAGCCCAAUAUUUUCGACAACAUGAUCGCCAUGAUGGAGAAGUACGCCAACAACCUGGAGGCUCUAGUGGACGAGCGCACCGACCAGCUGCAGCAGGAGAAGCGAAAGACGGAGGCGCUGCUGUACGAGAUGCUGCCGCGGUGCGUGGCGGACCAGCUCAAGCGCGGCCUCAAGGUGCAGGCCGAGAGCUUCGACUCGGUCACCAUCUACUUCAGCGACAUCGUCGGCUUCACGGCCAUGUCGGCGCAGAGCACCCCGCUGCAGGUCGUCGACUUCCUCAACGACCUGUACACGUGCUUCGACUCCACCAUCGGCCACUUCGACGUGUACAAGGUGGAGACCAUCGGGGACGCGUACAUGGUGGUGUCUGGGCUGCCCGUGCGCAACGGCGACUCUCACGCGGCCGAGGUGGCCUCCAUGUCGCUGCAGCUGCUCGAGGCGGUCAAGACCUUCCGCAUCCGGCACCGGCCGGGCGACGCGCUGCAGCUGCGGAUCGGCAUUCACUCGGGCCCGGUGUGCGCCGGCGUGGUCGGGCUCAAGAUGCCGCGCUACUGCCUGUUCGGGGACACGGUCAACACGGCGUCGCGCAUGGAGUCCAACGGCAUGCCGCUCCGCAUCCACUGCUCCCCCGAGUGCGCGGCGCUGCUGCAGCGCAUCGGCGGCUACGAGCUGGCGGACCGGGGGCUGGUGCGCAUCAAGGGCAAGGGGGACGUGCGCACGUACUGGCUGCUGGGCGAGUCCGGGGAGCGGCGCGCCGGGCGGCAGGGCGGCGCCCGCGCCAACCCCGGCCACGGCCCCGGCCCUCGGCCAGCCUCCAGCCCGUGCGCCGUGCACGCCCCGGGCCCCGGGCCGCGCAGCUCGCUCAAGAAGGUGUGCCCGGCGUGCCCGCUGCCGCUGACCGUGCCGCUGCCCCUGGCCCUGGGCGGCCACCUGCCCAUGCACCUGCCCAUGGGUGGGCUGACGCGCUGCUCCAGCCUCGAGUCGCCCAAGAGGCUGCGCUUCGCGUCCUCCGGCACGCUGCACCAGUUCCACCAGCUGGACGCCAUCGCCGACCAUUCGGGUUCCCCCGGCCGGGUGUUCGUGGGCUCCGGGUCGCCGGGUUGUCCCGGAGGUGACGGCGGCGACCCCUCGUCGCUCAGCAUCAUCGUGGACCCCUCUCACCUCAGCGCCUCGUGCCCCGCCAUCGACCACCUACAGCUGCCGGCCACUGUCCCCUCCGCGCCCCCGCUCGCGGACCACCACGUGGUCGUCGAUCUAUUCCAGACACGGGCGCGAGUCCCCGCGCUGCUCUCCGCGGCCGUGGUGGCGUCGCGCUCCGUGCCGUCCCUGUUCCCGCCCCCCGGCCUGCCCUGCGGCGGGCGCGGGGCCAUCGCCGCCUCCAGGGGCGGUUUCUUCUCGGCGCUGUCCCCUGGGUCUCUCCUGGGCACGGCCAGCUCCGCGCCGACGUCGCCGGGCACCUCGCCGGGGGCGUCGCCGGGAACGUCCCCGGGGGCGGAGCACCGCGGCUGCCACCACCGCACCGCCGCGCUGGACCCGGCGCGGCAGCCGCUCCUGGGGCAGCACCUUGCCGCCUGGAGGCUGGCCGAGGAGCCCGAGACGGCGGUGUAACGAGCAGACACCUGUCAUGACCUCCCCCCCCCCCCCGCUACUACUACAAUACUGUAUCAUCUACAUGACCGCCUGAUGAUGUUCAAACAUAGUAUGUAUCCUGUUUAUUUAUUAUCGUAAUUAAUCAACAGCCGAGUCUAGGUAGUAACAGCGGGCGUGGUACUGUGCGAAGUCUUUUCGCCUCAAACAAUCUUUUUCACAAAAUCAUUUCCAUACGACGUUGAUAUUUUGGAUGACAAUCUACUCAGCAAUUCCAUAUUAGCUUAUAGCAUGUAGCACUGCCAUCUACCAAUGAUAUGAUCGUGUUUACUCUGACAAUAUGGUAGUACUUGAAAACACACAGAAUAUUUUUAUAUUUUAUAAAACAAUAUGAUCUCUAUGCUUCAUAGCAAUGUUACCUUACUUUAUGUAUGUAUUUUCCUAGUCAUGAAUAGAUGUGUAUAGUGAGUCAAUUUCUAUUGAUUGGAUGCAUUCCGUGAAUAAAAACU
This is a messenger RNA of Frankliniella occidentalis (western flower thrips), 4445 nucleotides long. Its product is annotated as atrial natriuretic peptide receptor 1-like. The transcript has 16 exons. The coding region runs from base 370 to 3957 and encodes 1195 amino acids. The record is from RefSeq and is a predicted model, not a curated record. Gene Ontology annotation, molecular function: peptide receptor activity; guanylate cyclase activity; ATP binding. Lineage: Eukaryota; Metazoa; Arthropoda; Insecta; Thysanoptera; Thripidae. Gene Ontology annotation, biological process: receptor guanylyl cyclase signaling pathway; protein phosphorylation; intracellular signal transduction.